AUGUCCAACACUCGUCCACCGAAAAUAGAUGAGCUGCUGAAAGUUGACCCAUAUUUGCAUGAUUUUCAAGACGAAAUUUCGCGCAGAUAUGGAGUUUUCCUUGAUUAUCAGCGUCGCAUUGAGGAAUGUGGAGGCAUGGAGGCAUUCACCUCAUCAUACAAGCAAUUUGGUUUGAACGUGCAACCGGACAAUUCUGUGAAAGGACUUGAAUGGGCUCCUGCAGCUGAAAAACUGGCUCUCAUUGGAGAUUUCAAUAAUUGGGAUCAAGACGCCAAUGUUUAUACCAAAGAAGAGCAUGGAAAAUGGAGUGUCACAGUCCCCGCGAAUGCUGAUGGAUCAUGUGCUAUUCCACAUAAUUCGGUCAUCAAAAUUGCAGUCUCGCGUCACGGUCAAACUUACUUCAAACUGAGUCCAUGGGCUACUUAUGUGACUUGCCCGAAUCCCAAAGAAACAGUUAUCUAUCAUCAGAAUUUUUGGAAUCCAUCCGAAAAAUAUCAGAUGAAAGAGGCACGUCCAGCCCGUCCAGCGUCGCUCAGAAUCUAUGAAGCACAUGUUGGAAUCAGCAGCCACGAAGGAAAAAUCAACACUUAUCGUGCAUUUGCCGACGAAGUCCUGCCUCGCAUCAAACACCAGGGAUACAAUACUAUUCAGUUGAUGGCUGUCAUGGAGCAUGUUUAUUAUGCCUCUUUUGGUUAUCAAGUUUCGAAUUUCUUCGCUGUGUCCAGUCGAUGCGGAACACCUGAAGACCUGAAAUAUCUGGUCGAUAAGGCGCAUUCGAUGGGAAUUUUCAUGCUUCUCGAUGUUGUGCACUCUCAUGCUUCCAAAAACGUCGAAGACGGUCUCAAUCAAUGGGAUGGAUCAAAUGGUGGAUAUUUCCAUGAUAAUGCUCGUGGUUUCCACAAUCUUUGGGACUCGAGACUGUUUGACUACACUCAAAUUGAGACCCUCCGAUUCUUGCUCUCGAACGUUCGUUGGUGGGUAGAAGAAUACGGUUUCGAUGGAUUCCGCUUUGAUGGAGUUACCUCGAUGAUCUAUCACUCACAUGGAAUGAACGACUCGUUCUGUGGCGGAUAUCCCAUGUACUUCGGAUUGAAUGCCGACACCGACUCACUUGUCUAUCUGAUGCUGGCCAACGACUUCCUUCAUAAGAAAUAUCCAUUCAUGGUGACAAUCGCUGAAGAAGUUUCCGGAAUGCCAGGCAUCUGUCGUCCUGUUGAAGAAGGUGGUCAGGGAUUCGAUUACCGCUUGGCAAUGGCUCUCCCAGAUAUGUGGAUCAAGAUUCUGAAGCAUACUUCGGAUGAAGAUUGGAAAAUCGAAGAUAUCGUUUUCAAUCUGGAGAACAGACGUUACGCAGAAAAGCACGUUGCCUACGCCGAGUCUCAUGAUCAAGCUUUGGUUGGAGACAAAACUAUUGCAUUUUGGUUGAUGGACAAGGAAAUGUAUGACUUUAUGUCAACUGACUCACCACUCACACCAAUUAUUGACAGAGGUUUGGCACUUCACAAGCUUAUCCGGCUUAUUACAAUCGGAUUAGGAGGCGAAGCUUGGCUCAACUUUAUAGGAAACGAAUUCGGUCACCCUGAAUGGCUUGAUUUCCCUCGUGUUGGAAACGGAGAAUCGUUCCAUUAUGCACGUCGUCAGUUCAACCUCGUUGACGCCGAUUACCUUCGCUACAAGUUCUUGAACAAUUGGGAUCGAGAAAUGAUGCUUCUCGAAGAACGUACCGGAUUCCUUCAUAAGGGAUACGCCUACACAUCUUGGAAGCACGAUGGCGACAAAGUUGUUGUAUUCGAAAGAGGAGGUUUGGUGUUCGUGAUGAAUCUUCACCCGAACAAGAGCUUUGCUGAUUACUCGAUCGGUGUCAACACCGCGGGAAAAUACCGCAUUGCUUUGAACUCAGAUGAUGCCCAGUUUGGAGGACACAGCCGUGUGGACAAUGGCACUGUUUUCCACACUUCCGAUGAUGGUUAUGCCGGAAGACGCCAUCGUCUACAGGUCUAUAUCCCGUGCCGUUCAGCAAUCGUUCUCGAGAAGGUUGAUGAAUAG
Molecule: messenger RNA, 2046 nt
Organism: Caenorhabditis briggsae
Lineage: Eukaryota; Metazoa; Nematoda; Chromadorea; Rhabditida; Rhabditidae
Exons: 6
Coding region: 1-2046 (681 amino acids)
Biological process (GO): glycogen biosynthetic process
Cellular component (GO): cytoplasm
Molecular function (GO): cation binding; 1,4-alpha-glucan branching enzyme activity; hydrolase activity, hydrolyzing O-glycosyl compounds
Source: RefSeq, a predicted model, not a curated record